AAAUACUCGUCGAAAGAACGAUAGCAAGAAGAAGAAGAAAAAACAACGCGCUAAGCGCACACACUUUGCUAUUUAUUUUGUAAUUUUUCUCAGCAUUUUUCUUUCAAUUCUGCUCUGUGUGCUGGCUAAAUUAUGGACUCUCAUAGCCAGGCUAUGAAAAAAAAGAAGAGGAACAAAAAUCGAAGAAACAACAAUGAUUCGUAUAAAUUGGAAACAUUAAAAAAGCAAUCAAAAAUGUUCGGGCCAAGGGAACAGCAACAACAACAGCUACAACAACAAGAAGAACCACAACCGCACAAAAGAGAUGCGGUCCGGUCUUCGGGUCAGUUUAACCUGCGCUGGCGUGUUAACCUGCUGCUGCCUCUCCACGCAACAGUUGAAAUUUCAGCUACACAAGUUGCCCAGUUGCCCUGUCCAUGCAGCUUCACACGAAGGGGAAUGAUCAAGGGAGAGGAGGUGGGGGUGUACUCGAUUGAACAACCAAGCGAUCGAGAUCGAGAUAAAAGACAGAGAGAGGGAGAAUAAAACAAAUACCGAAGACCGAAGACACAAAAAGAAUGUUUAGAAAAACGUUUGGCCCACGUUUCCUAGAAGUCCAACAAACCAAGUCAACUCAA
This is a messenger RNA of Drosophila albomicans, 617 nucleotides long. RefSeq lists its product as uncharacterized. The record is from RefSeq and is a predicted model, not a curated record. The transcript has 2 exons. NCBI's taxonomy places the organism in Eukaryota, Metazoa, Arthropoda, Insecta, Diptera, Drosophilidae. Bases 133 to 525 code for a protein of 130 amino acids.